UUUCUUCUUAGCUAAUGAAGAAUAUUCGGAAAGAAGCGCUCCGAGCAGAAAAUUUAAUAAGGGAAAGCUUUUUUUCCCCCCUCCUCUCCUCUUUAUUAUUGUUAUUAAACGUUAAACGGACUGCGUUUUAUUUAAUUUUUAGCCGGCCUCCGCGCCCCGCUUCGAAUUUGGCGAGCGGACGGAACGAGUUUUAUUAACGUCCGAGCGCCGAUCGAUAAAUCAUCAUUAAAAGAUUAAAGCCAAAUAAAGUCUCGAGGGGGGAAGGGAGCAGUUUCGUACGGCGGCCGUCAAUCUCCAUCGAUCGCAGACGAAACGGAUUAAGAAGUCGUUCGUCGCCUUCACCGAAUUACGGAUUAAAGCGUUUUUCCGCCUCCCCCCCUCCGCUCCGGAACGUCGACGGAUGCUCUCUAAUUGCAGACCUCCCUUCCGGCGGGAUGCCAAUUGGCGCGCGUUGUCGGAUUGCCGGGAGGAUGCGUUUUACCAUUCUGUUUAUCCGGACCGAAGUGCCGGCCGGCCUUCUACCGGGUCGGAGGUUUUCCGGGGGGGGCGGGAAUUUCUCCGGUCGGAAAUGGAAGUUCCGCUAGAUGGUGCUAAGCGAGCGAGUCACGUGAGAAGUUAUCGACUUGUACCUCCUGGAUAUACUACACUGGCCGUCGGGAUAGGAUGCCGGAAUGUCGCGGGCGGCAUCGUCGCGCCAGCUAAAGCGCGUACCGCACGUAUACGUGGCGGAAUAUGACGCGGAGACCACCAAGUGCUGCUGCCUGUCUCGGAUUCCGUGGGAGAGCGAAUUGGUCCAGGUGAUCGCAUUCAUAUGCGGGCUGAUAGUAAUCCUGUUAAUGAUCCUGUGUCUGGCUUCGUCCAAUUGGCUGACGUCCGACAAAUUCCGACAGGGUCUAUGGGAACAAUGCAUCGAGCAAGACGCUCCUCAGCCUCUACCGUUCGGCGUGGACUACCGGACGGGAUGCUACCGAGUUCGACAGCAAGGUUACAUCCAGGCGGCGGCGGCUCUGAGCGUCAUGACCCUGUUGUUCGACAUCGCCGCCACGGUCAUGACGGGUUGCGGUCUAUGCAGCAAAGAUCCCACCAGGAAAUACCGUCUCUAUCGAUACGCACUCUACGUCAUGCUGACGGGACUGAUAUGUAUACUGAUCGCCUUAGUCAUCUAUCCUGCGUGUUUUGCAAACGAGAUCGACAACAGCAAUCGCCAGGUGUGGGAGUUCGGAUGGGCCUACGGAGUGGGCUGGGGAGCGGCGAUAUUUCUGUCGGGUGCCAUUCUCCUACUACUCUGCGAUAAAGAGACCGAAGAGAUAUACUACAAAGAGCGAACCAUCAUGGGAAACGGUAACACUUCGAAAGCAUAAAAAGUUGUCCGCUGCGUCUGUACAUAACUUCGUGUACAUUAUCCAUCCACUCAUGACUAAAAUAGGAUGCCGCCACGGUAACUGUCUCGGACGCCGGAGUACCCGUCCGUCAAAACCUUACCUAACGUUUGCCAUCAGUAUUAUGUCUAUAUUUACCGAUAAGUGUUGAUUUCCCAUUAAGACGUAAUUCGUAUUUCCUACCAUACAUUUAUACCGGGAGCCAGACGACCGGUCUUCGAAUCCGGACGCCUCCGGUUCGAACUUUUUAAAAAAAAAAACAGAUUUAUCCUUUAAGAACCGCACGAUCGGCCGGGAUAUAUAUAUAUACAUACAUACAUAUAUAUUAAUUAAAAACGUACCUUGGCCAGCACGGUUAGUUAUGCAGCAAUAUAUAAUAAUUCCCACAAUUAUUUCGUGACUCCUAAGUACGGCAAACGCUACGAUUCGAUAGAAUUCCUACACAAAGCACACUCUCUCUGUUCCAUUUCCGCUUCACAUUCUUCACAUCAUCAUUUUUGUAAAUAGAAUAAGCAAAGCUGUAUAUUUUACUGUCAAAUUAAAAAAAAAAAAAAGAAGUUAUAUCGAGAAGCAGAAAAGUAAAAAAAAAAU
Messenger RNA from Centruroides sculpturatus (bark scorpion), 1970 nucleotides. RefSeq names its product transmembrane protein 47-like. Gene Ontology annotation, biological process: cell-cell adhesion. The coding region runs from base 672 to 1361 and encodes 229 amino acids. NCBI's taxonomy places the organism in Eukaryota, Metazoa, Arthropoda, Arachnida, Scorpiones, Buthidae. The record is from RefSeq and is a predicted model, not a curated record. The transcript has 4 exons. Gene Ontology annotation, cellular component: cell-cell junction; membrane.